GACAGUUAUGAAAUAAAACAAGGAAGUUGAUGGGGACCACUCGAUAGAUAUAUAAAAUAACGAAAUGCGGGCUACUUCACAAAACGUGUAGUCGUCAGAAUGACUGGAGAAGAAAUGAACUCUUCCAUUUCCAACUUAACAGAGUCGAAAGUAUGGGAGUCCGCUGUACCUCCUGCUAUGCAGUUUGCGUUAGGUGUGAUUGGGAAUCUAAUCGCUCUUAUAGUUUUAGUCACGUCUGCAAAAUCUCAUAAAUGGAGACCGUUUUAUAGAUUGGUUGGAGGACUGGCUGUGACAGACGGAGGGGGAAUUCUGUUGGUGUACCCCACGGUGAUGGUCAGAUAUGCCUCAGACUUCAUGUAUGAUUUUCCAAAACAUCUCUGCAACUACAGUUCCUUUAUUUAUACAUUUACAUUGAUUUCCUCGGCCAUGAUUGUGUGUGCAAUGUCUUUCGACCGUUUCAUGGCGAUUCUGUAUCCGUUUGAGUAUAACAGUGACUGGAAAGAACGGCGAACCAACUUAAUGUUAGUCUGCAUAUGGAUUGCUGGAGCCUUCAUUUCAAGUCUUCAGCUGAUGGGACUAGGUUCCAGCUUUAACUAUUACCCUGGAUCUUGGUGCUUUUUAAACUUUGUUGGAACAUCCACAUUGGACAGAACAAAUUCUUACAUCUACUCGUUGAUAGGAAUUACCAUUUUACUGGUGACCAUUACAUUGAACUUGAUAGUGAUCGUAUCUGUCUGCAGAGGAAUGAAAUCAGAUAUCAAACUUUCAGCAAAACGAAGAAGGAAAAAUGACAUUUUCAUCAUCAUUUUCCUGAUGAUAAUCGUGACUGUGUUUAGUCUCUGCUGGACUCCUCUUAUGUUCACGAUACUUGGUCAUGCGGGGAGAUGGAUUCAUGGAAACGGAGCAAAAGAACUGUUAGUGCUGAGAUUUGCGGUAACCAAUUCCAUCAUAGAUCCCUGGAUCUACAUACUACUGAGAAAGGAAACAUUUCUCUCCAUUCAGAAGUGCAGCAAAGGUGUCUGCGGCAAAUUCGAUCUUGUAACAGAAUCUAGCGCCCCUGAAUCUACACCUGGUAAAAGCAAUAAUUACAGCAAAAGUUGGGAGAAAACAUGCUCGACGGAUGAUCCGCCGGCAGUUACUGUUUAGGGAUGAUCCGCCGGCAGUUACUGUUUAGAGAAAUCCAAAAUGGCAUACGAAAAACUUCUAAUUUCGUUACUACAUCUAUUUGUUGUUGUUGGGUUUUUUUAAUGUUUAUAUGCAGUAAGGAGUGAAACACGACAUUGUUGCAAAUAUUUCUGCAUAUUCAGUUGAGUUUUGUAUAUUGUUUUACAUGGUUCAUUGUUCGUGUAUAUACAAUAAAACAUUUUCUUACAACUA
Molecule: messenger RNA, 1377 nt
Organism: Ostrea edulis (European flat oyster)
Lineage: Eukaryota; Metazoa; Mollusca; Bivalvia; Ostreida; Ostreidae
Product: prostaglandin E2 receptor EP4 subtype-like
Exons: 2
Coding region: 100-1146 (348 amino acids)
Biological process (GO): inflammatory response; positive regulation of cytosolic calcium ion concentration; adenylate cyclase-activating G protein-coupled receptor signaling pathway
Cellular component (GO): plasma membrane
Molecular function (GO): G protein-coupled receptor activity
Source: RefSeq, a predicted model, not a curated record